Molecule: messenger RNA, 1209 nt
Organism: Drosophila elegans
Lineage: Eukaryota; Metazoa; Arthropoda; Insecta; Diptera; Drosophilidae
Gene: NANS
Product: sialic acid synthase
Exons: 2
Coding region: 87-1205 (372 amino acids)
Biological process (GO): carbohydrate biosynthetic process
Molecular function (GO): N-acylneuraminate-9-phosphate synthase activity
Source: RefSeq, a predicted model, not a curated record
UCGACAUGCCACUCGAUAAGUUUUCUGCCUACGCCCGUCUAUCAUUCAAUUAACUGUUAAAUUAGGCGGAUUCAAAUCUGUAUAAAAUGCUUUUGAACGAUAUUAUAAGCGGAAAAGUAGGCGACGCCGUCUAUAUUAUUGCGGAAAUUGGCCAAAACCACCAGGGAUGCCUGGAAACGGCCAAAAGGAUGAUAUCCGAGGCCAAGAAUUCCGGAUGCCACUGCGUAAAGUUUCAGAAAUCCGAUUUGUCAGCAAAGUUUACGCGAUCCGCUUUGGAUCGAGAAUAUGUCAGCGAUCACGCUUGGGGAAAAACUUACGGAGAACACAAGGAGUACCUGGAGUUUUCCAAGGAUCAGUACUUUGAACUACAAGCUUUCAGCCGGGAAAUAAAUGUGGACUUUACAGCAUCCGCAAUGGAUGAGCUUUCCCUUGAUUUUCUGGUCGAACUAAAAGUGUCAUUCAUUAAAAUUGGCUCCGGAGAUGCAAACAACUUUCCGCUUUUGAAAAAAGCAGCCCGUUUGGACAUGCCAUUGGUAAUCUCGACCGGAAUGCAGACCAUGGAGACGGUGGAGAGGAUUGUUCAAACAAUGGAGGAGGCUGGAAAACGAAACUACGCUCUAAUGCACUGCGUUUCAUCAUACCCAACUGCCCCCAAAGAUUCCAAAUUGCAACUGAUUUCCAUGCUGAAGAGGCGCUUUCCCAAUGUACCCAUUGGUUAUUCUGGCCAUGAACUGGGAGUGGUCAUUAGUCAAGCUGCUGUCUUGCUGGGAGCACGCAUAGUGGAGCGCCAUUUCACCCUGGACAAAAAUCAGAAGGGCUCCGACCAUCGAUGCUCACUCGAGCCCCAAGAACUGAGAGUCCUAACCACAGCAAUUACGAACUUUAACCUUUCGACAGUUCCGUUGUCUCCCAAAGAAAUCUUACAAAAACUUAAUGGCACUGCAGAACUGGAGGAAGCUCUUGAGGACGUUGAGUGUAAAACCAUUUUACCUUGCGAGUUGCCCUGUCGAAAUAAACUGGGCAAAUCCAUCGUGGCAUCUAGACCUCUCAAAAAAGGCCACAGACUUCAAUUGGCGGACAUGGCCAUCAAAGUAAGUGAACCCAGCGGCCUGGCAGCAGAGUCAUACAUGACCAUAAUCGACAAGGAAUUAACAGACGAUGUUGGUGAGGAUGAACCCAUAUUGGGGAUUAGUAUAAUCCUUUAGGUCA